AUCGAGGAUACUGGAUAAUGUAUUGAAAUCACAAAGCGAACAAAAUGGCUGCGAAAACCGUAGCAUUGUUUAUUUAUUUUCUAUUGUUGUUCGUUUACGUAAAGUGUGAUAUUUUGUGCCAGAAUGGAUACUGCCAGGACUACCUCCUGGACCCGGGCUGCGCGAGCACCGCGGCGGAGUGCCGCAUCAACAACGCCACGCACGCCGGCAUAUGGCUACCGUCACCCACCACCUGCAACUGCUGCGAGUUGUGUCUGCCGCUCUACGGUGCGGGCAGCGACUGCAGCCGCGGCGGUCCCGGUGUGGGCUCAACGGUCGGCCGCUGCGGUCACGGCCUCUACUGUGAUGCGGACACAUUAAAAUGCGUCAGAAUGAAGUCGAAAUGUCACGACGCGCAGGACGACUACGACGCGCGUCACGAGCGCGGAGAGACGGGCGCGCUGGAGACGCGGCCCUACUGCGACGGCAAGGGCAACUUCGCACCCUUCCACUGUAUACCGACGCAGACAUGUUUCUGUCAGUCAGAUGAAGGGGAGCGAUUAUUUGGGGAGGUGCCUUACAGAAGCGCAACGCAAAACAUGCCAUGUGGCUGUUCCCGUAUGCACGAGAAAAUCACGAAACAAAUCGAGCCAGGCGUUCCCUACCCAGUGAUCGCACCGAGAUGCACCUCGGAUGGGAAUUUCAACCCUGUUCAGUGUUUGAAUAGGACCUGCUAUUGCGUGAACAAAAUCACCGGGGAAGCUAUUGAUCAUCACACGAUAGACCUAGAUGAAGAACCCAUUUCUAAAUUACCAUGCUACGAUGCAGAGCUAGAUCUGUUCCCGAGUCAGUCCCAAGGUAAUCCGCCGUACAACCACACAACGCCCUGUUACUUGAGCAUCGACGAACGAAAAGCACUGAUCAUCCAGAGUAUUGAGGAGGGGUUCAACGUGGACUUCUUCUCAACCUUCAACUCCAUCCGAUGUCUGCCCGAUGGGACCUACGGGAGAAUUUACAGAAACGCGAAUGGCUCGAAAAUUUGCGGAGACGAAAGGGGUAUAAGGAUAGGUAACUAUGAGGCGGCACCGAGCACUCCAGAGUAUGACACCAUGAAUUGCAAAUGCGCAUUAGCCUUAUCGCUAAUGGAGUCGUCAUAUGAGCCGCCGAGGUGCUGCAAGAACGGCAACUUUAGGAGCGUGCAGUGCCGCCGCGGACAGUGCCGCUGCGUCGACGACGACGGCCGCCAGGUCGGCACGGAAACCAGUGACGUCACCAGUUUACCCUGCUACACCGCCAACUGGAAAGAAUGUUAAAUAAAAUUAUAAGAUCAAUCAU
Aricia agestis (brown argus) is the source of this 1314-nucleotide messenger RNA. RefSeq names its product thyroglobulin-like. NCBI's taxonomy places the organism in Eukaryota, Metazoa, Arthropoda, Insecta, Lepidoptera, Lycaenidae. The coding region runs from base 45 to 1292 and encodes 415 amino acids. The transcript has 9 exons. Gene Ontology annotation, biological process: cell-matrix adhesion. The record is from RefSeq and is a predicted model, not a curated record. Gene Ontology annotation, cellular component: basement membrane.